GGUUCGCAAUCGGCCAAUGUGAAUUUCAUUCGGGAGUACCGCCGUGGUCAGGACUCUGUAUUUAUGAGCGUUCUCAGGGACAUGGUCGAGCUUCAAAUCGAGGACCCCACCCACCACAAUGCCAGGCAUCGCUUGCUGACGAGCAUCGAUAGGGUGUUUAUCUCCUUCGCGGGCUGGGUGCUCAACCAGCUCUCGCUCUCUGGCCGCGUUUCCGAGAUGCCAGAGGUGCUGAACAGGCGUGGCAUCGGCGACCACGCGCCUGUCGUGAUCGAAGCAGCCUGCAGCCUCCCGACCCCUUCGAGUGAGAGACGGAUCCCAUCGGACGUGUUCAAACAUCCCAAGUUUUCGGGAUUCAUCGUUGAAACUUAUGAGGCCUGUGAGUUGGCCAAGCUCUCCCCGCCGCUCGCCCUGGACCUGGUGGUUAAAAUCAUGAGGGAGGCUGCUAGGUAUGCUAGGGACUGCAUUUUGAAGCACUCGCCCAACGAUCUGUUCGCUAAGUUCAUCACCAUGAAAAGUAUGGCUAGGGCUAUAUGGCGACAAGAUGUCAGAUUAGCUCAACGGAUCAGGGCGAGUUGCCAGCUAGGGAAGGACUUCCUCGUCGUCGACCCGUCGGCGGGGGCUGUCCAGCUCUCUGACCCGACCCUUUUUGCUUCGACCUCGAACUCGAUCCACGAAGCGAUCUAUCUCAGGAACGAGAGCCGUGUGAAAAACGACAUCAACAAUGCAACAAACGAGCGUUCCAAGGCCAAACUUCGUCGGAAACUCCGUGGGCUGGUUCUGCGAGGCAAACUGUGGUCGCCCUUCGACAGGCGGAUGCCGUUGAAGGGGGUGCUUUCUGAUGAUGGCAGUGGAUCUGCCACCCGCGAGCCCACCGAAGUCUUGCAGUCGCUGUCGCGGCACUGGGGCGCAGUCUUCGGCAUCUCCAAAAAGAUUGACGAGAAUGCAGCCCAGCAGUGCCUUGAUCGUUUUGGACCUCACUGUUGCCUGCGUGACCUUCCCCCUCCAUCGCGUAAGAGCCUCGAGAUGCACCUCGAAAAGCUAAACGAUUCGGAACCUGGGCCCGAUGGAUUGGCCUAUUCGGCCUGGCUGUACAACCCCCUGGGAAUAGAGAUCCUGGACAAAGCGCUCUGGCGCGUUCUGGAAGGCGGUCGGUUACUGCCGAGUUUCAACCAUCUCAGGGGAGCUUUCAUCGCCAAAGGUUCUCGGUUACAGGAUGAGGAGGAGGUUUUGAGAAAGCCUGGAGAUGCCAGACCGCUCGGUCUCAAGCAGACCUCGAACAAGAUUCUCACGGGGGUGGUUAUCUCGGUUCUUAGCCGCAAGCUCGGGGAUAUCGUAGAUGGGGACCAGCGUGGUUUUGUUUCUGGAAGGAACUUUGGAGUUAACAUUUUGGAUCUGGAUGUGAGAUCUCGUAUGGCAUCUAUGCAACCGAACGCGCAUUUGGCUCGGCCAGCCUUGUGCACGUUCGAUUUUGGUCAGGCCUUCCCGUCGGUUGCGCACGCGUGGAUCUUCUUGGUGCUCCGCCAUGUCCAGCUGCCGCCGCCGAUGUACCACUUCUUCGUCUGCAUCUAUGAAGGUGUCAUGUGCUAUGGAGUUCACAUCCGAGUGCAGGUGUGGGUGUGGCUCUUCAAUGUGCUGUGCGGCAUCCUGCAGGGAUGCCCUGCUUCCGGUGCGUUGUUCGCGCUGGCGAGCCACCCGUUCCUCGUGGAGUUCAGGCAGGCGUUAGCCGUCACCGGCCCCGAGAAGCCCAUCAGCGCGACGAGAGCUUGCGCGGACGACAUUGGUGCGGUGGUUGUCAGGGUCUCAAAGCUGCUGGACCUCAAGGGCGUCUUCGACCACUGCGAGGAGGCGAGGAGUUUGCUCAUCUAG
This is a messenger RNA of Prorocentrum cordatum, 1866 nucleotides long. Lineage: Eukaryota; Dinophyceae; Prorocentrales; Prorocentraceae. The record is from the annotation of a GenBank genome assembly.